Messenger RNA from Phyllostomus discolor (pale spear-nosed bat), 2011 nucleotides. It is a transcript of the gene ZCCHC18, whose product is annotated as zinc finger CCHC-type containing 18. NCBI's taxonomy places the organism in Eukaryota, Metazoa, Chordata, Mammalia, Chiroptera, Phyllostomidae. Gene Ontology annotation, cellular component: nucleus. The record is from RefSeq and is a predicted model, not a curated record.
GGAAGGCCUAGCGGGUAGGCGGGGAUGGACACCGCUGCUGUGGGAACUGUGAGGCCUCCACUUAGCUCCCCCUUGCUGGGCAGCCGUACGGAGCAGCAUAUUUUAGCAUCCCCAAGUCACUUAGUGGCGAGGAAGACGUCAUUUUCCCCUCCCUGCUUCCCUGCUCCAGGCCCUCGGAGACCGUAUGGUGGCAUCCACGGUGGUACACGCGGGACCAUCCGUUGCCCCCUGGCCGAGUACAGGCCAUCAAGGCUGAAUGUGAAUUUGAAUGCUGUGCAGCUGAUUGCAGAGCUGUUCCUAUUGAGAUACAAAGAAUGCAGAGACCAGGAACAUUGCUUUAGGGAUUCCUCCCAUAGACUAGGAUUUUCUGAAAAGCCGGAGCAUCUUGUCAUAUAUAGACUAUCAUUAAUCAUCAUUGCAUGCAUGGGUAAUAGCUGGUGGCUGAACACACCCUUGCUGACUUGGGCCCAUUCCAUGUUGAUGUCCUUAGGGAGCAGUCUUGGUCUUCUAAGGGUUAACAUGGCAGAAGGAAAAAAGUUUUUUUCAAGAAGGUAAGAAACCUUUGAAAACUAGCUAAUCCAAGUCAGUGGGGUCCUGCCAGAUUGGAAUAUGUCUGAGGAGGAAAAACUCAAAUGCCUGAUGAAAACACUUAGAAGCCCUGCUUGGGAGGUUAUGCAUUUGCUUCAGGCAGCCAACCCCAGCCUAAGUGUGGCAGAUUUCAUGCAGGCAAUGAAAUUGGUGUCUGGGGAGUCUGAAAGCAGUGUAACUACUGCUCAUGGUAAAUUUUUAAAUACCCUACAAGAACAAGGGGAGAAAACCUCCCUUUAUGUGAUCCGUUUAGAGAUGCAACUCCAGAACACUAUUCAGGCAGGGAUCAUAGCUGAGAAAGAUGCAAACCAGACUAGCCUGCACCAGUUCCUUAUAGGGGCUGAACUGAAUGGGGACCUGCACUACAGGCUGAAGCAUCUCCUCAGGAUGUAUGCAAAUAGUCAGGAACAUCUUUUCAACUUCCUGGCAUUAAUCAAGAUAGUAAGAGAGGAGGAUUGGGAUGAUAAUUUCAUGAAGCAAAAAGAGGUCAGGAGAUCUGAGCUAAUCAUGGAGAGUGCAGCAAGCCAUGUGGCAUUUCAGGGCAUGCAACCAAUUGUGAUCAACAGUGCUGACUGGAUAAUAAAGCUAGAUGAUAUCCUCAAUGACUCAGAUGAGGAUGUGAUCCUAGUGGACCCUCCACUUCCAUAAGAUGACCCUCCCCUCAGAGACAGGGCCAUACCUUAGGAUCAAACACUGGUUAUUGAUUCCCCCAACAGUUCCCAGGUUCAAUCUCCCAGGUCCAUCAGUGGUGGUUCUGGGUAUAAGAAUGACGAUCCUGGGGAUAUGCAUAGGAGCAGAAAGCAAAGAUACACAAGCUGCUCUUCAUACUAUGGCAUGGAUGGUCACUCCAAGGAAACCUGUGACAACUUGUUAGAGAAACAAGCCCAGGUAUUUGAGAACCUGAUUAUCACCUUUCAUGAGCUGACACAUACAGAGGAAGGGUCAAAAGAGGUCUCUGGUGAACACAGUGGCCCCUCUGAGCCACAGUAAGGUACUAGACACAGCCCUAUGUAAACCCUUUGAACCCUUAUAUUCAAAGACUGAUGAUGACAAAAAUAGAUGGGGGUAAGCUUCUAUCUGCAUUAAUUAAUCCACAAAGUGGUUUUCUUUGGUGAAGAAGAGGUCUUAGAUACCAGCAAAGUGGCAGGUAUGGCCUGACCUCUGUCCCUGCUCCCUCUGUCUCCCUAAGGGUCUAUUCUCUGUGUGUCUAUUUCCUUGCAGACUUGAUUCAUUUUAUGAAGUAGGUAUAACUCUUUAUUAAACCUCCCAAAAUAUAGAAAAAUAGAAAAAAUAAGUACAAAUUACCUGACACUCUUCACUCAUAUAACUAUUAUCAGCCCUUUGCUGAAUGUCCUUCUAGAUAUUUCCUUAUACCUGAGUACCCAGAUAGAUAUCAUGUACAAAUAAAAGAGAUACAAUAUAA